AUGGGAGACAUGGGGGAUCCGCCGAAAAAGAAGCGGCUGGUGUCUCUGUGCGUGGGCUGCGGGAACCAGAUCCACGACCAGUACAUCCUGCGGGUCUCUCCGGACCUGGAGUGGCACGCCGCCUGUCUCAAAUGUGCCGAAUGCAGCCAGUACCUAGACGAGUCCUGCACGUGCUUCGUCAGGGACGGGAAGACUUACUGUAAACGGGACUACGUCAGGUUAUACGGGAUUAAAUGCGCUAAAUGCAACAUCGGCUUCAGUAAGAACGACUUCGUGAUGAGGGCCCGCUCCAAGGUCUACCACAUCGAGUGUUUCCGCUGCGUGGCCUGUAGCCGGCAGCUCAUCCCGGGUGAUGAGUUCGCUCUGCGGGAGGACGGGCUUUUCUGUCGGGCGGACCACGACGUGGUGGAACGGGCGAGCAUGGGCCCUGGAGACCCGCUCAGUCCACUGCACCCCGCCAGACCGCUGCAGAUGGCAGCAGAACCAAUCUCGGCCCGACAGCCUGCGCUGCGGCCUCACGUUCACAAACAGCCAGAGAAGACCACCCGGGUACGGACGGUGUUAAAUGAAAAGCAACUUCAUACGCUGCGGACUUGCUACAACGCCAACCCGAGGCCCGAUGCCCUUAUGAAGGAGCAGUUGGUGGAGAUGACCAGCCUCAGCCCGCGAGUCAUCCGGGUCUGGUUCCAGAACAAGCGCUGCAAGGACAAGAAGAGGUCCAUCCUGAUGAAGCAGCUGCAGCUGCAGCAGCCCAACGACAAGACGAACAUCCAGGGCAUGACGGGCACCCCGAUGGUGGCAGCCAGUCCGGAGCGGCACGACGGCGGCAUCCAGGCCAACCCGGUGGAGGUGCAGAGCUACCAGCCGCCAUGGAAGGUCCUCAGUGACUUCGCCCUGCAGAGUGACAUCGAUCAGCCGGCCUUCCAACAACUGGUCAGUUUCUCAGAGGGAGGACCGGGUUCGAACUCGACGGGCAGUGAGGUAGCGUCCAUGUCGUCUCAGCUUCCAGACACGCCGAACAGUAUGGUGUCCAGCCCCAUCGAGGCCUGA
Molecule: messenger RNA, 1050 nt
Organism: Limanda limanda (common dab)
Lineage: Eukaryota; Metazoa; Chordata; Actinopteri; Pleuronectiformes; Pleuronectidae
Gene: isl1a
Product: ISL LIM homeobox 1a
Exons: 6
Coding region: 1-1050 (349 amino acids)
Biological process (GO): neuron fate specification; positive regulation of transcription by RNA polymerase II; axonogenesis
Cellular component (GO): nucleus
Molecular function (GO): cis-regulatory region sequence-specific DNA binding; DNA-binding transcription factor activity, RNA polymerase II-specific
Source: RefSeq, a predicted model, not a curated record